Molecule: messenger RNA, 225 nt
Organism: Opisthorchis viverrini
Lineage: Eukaryota; Metazoa; Platyhelminthes; Trematoda; Opisthorchiida; Opisthorchiidae
Exons: 2
Coding region: 1-225 (74 amino acids)
Source: RefSeq, a predicted model, not a curated record
AUGAAAGUCUUUAAGAGCAAACUCAGCUGCGCUGGUCACUGCCAUCUUCCUGGAUGGGGACCCCGAGACAGGCCACAUCAAUGGCUAGAGACAUUAAGAGCAAAGAUUUCCGAGAAAUACACUCAUUUGCAAAUCAAUUUGGUUUUCACGAGAGACUCAACUGAAUCUCUAGUUUAUGAUAUUCUACAACUGAAAGUGCUGUACACAGGCUGCCUCAUGAUUUAG